CUAACCCAUUGAUACUUUGUGGUAAAUUCCAACCUUCAAAUUGGAUGUAAUGUUUACAAUUUUGAUAAAAAAAUAUGUUUUUCUCCGACUUGCCGAGUAUUAUCAGACCUAAUUCGACGACAGAAAGGUCAACGCGAAAAAUGUUUACUUAAAUUCGUUCUCGAACACAAUAAAAUGGCAUUCUCGUCGCUCGGAUGGAUUUCUCUGAUUGUUUUCUUGUUUUUUUCUACUUUCGGGGCGUAUCUCCUCGCGCUCAGUGUCAGUACUUUAACAGUCUUUUUGGUGGGAAUGUUUUCCUUUUUGUACUUAAAGUUGGGAAACGUCGAACAGUUUUACGUAAAAUGCGCGGGCAAUCCGCUGACGAACGUGUCUUCAUCGAAAGGCGGCUUGAACGCGAUCCGAAACGUGGUUUCCGGUCCGAAAGAACCCCAGAAAAGGGACAGCAGGGUUACCGGCAGCGACCUAAUUGACAAAUCCCUACAGGAUAUUUUGGGUUACAUCGUUAGGGAUUAUAUCGAGCCGUGGUACAAUUUAAUAUCGGCGAACGCGGAAUUCACGGAUUCCGCCGUGAGACACACGGCGCAAUCGUUCGCCAUAAACAUUUCAAACAGGGUGAAGGAGAUCGAUUGGAUACCGUACUUAACCCAAAGGUUAGUAGAUGACGCGGCCUCGCACUUGAGGCUGUUUAAACAAGCCAGGACGAAGAUGAAACAACAAGAGAGCCUAGCGGAACACGCCAGGCAAUCCCAGAUGAGAGAUGUCCGAAUGUCGCCUAAACGGACCAUGCAUAAACGAAACAAAAGCGAGACGGACGUGUCCUGGUACAUCGGGAGAAAUAGUGACUUAAAACGAGGUAAAUAUGGUAUAGUUCCUUGUGUUUAUUCAGGGAAUGACACUCGGUUUGGAGAUUCGGCCAAAGCGACGGGCGUUUCGAAAAAACCCACGCUCGAGGAGCAUUUUUUCGAGCUCGAGUGCCAAAUGGAGAAAAAUUUAGUAUGUAGGGACGUCGUUUGUAUGGAUAAGUGCACUGAAGAAGAGUUUUUGAGCGAGCUAGUGGAAAUCUUACUGUACGUCUUGCUGCCUGAUGAGGAUUUCCAGUGCAAGGUGCUGCGAUACAUGCUACGCGACGUUUUCGCCAACGGAGUGCUGCGCCCCCUUUUCGAUUUGUUUUGCGACCCCGAUUACAUCAAUCAGAUCAUCAUUUGGCUCUGUCUACAGAAUUCUAGUCUGUCGAGUGAUAUUUUCCUUACCGUUCUGAGAUUAUCCGAGAACUCCGAAGAGCUCAGGAGCGUUAAAGACUUAGUUUGCGACGAGAUGCAAAAUUUGCGGUCGAGGGACACGGGCGGCGACAGCGACCUCAGCGUCAAACAGCAGCUGAGCAGCCUGACCUACGUCACGAAACUCAUCGACAACAGACUGUUAAAAAUAGAAAACGCCCCUUUCGAAGGGCUAGAGGCCGACGAUCCGUUGGGAGCCGAAGACGUCGACCUCACCCUCCACCAGAUCCUCAAAGAUAACCUCGGUCUGUCCCAUUUCAUGGACUUCGCGACCACCCGCGGCAAACACUGCGACCUCUUCUUCUACCUGAACAUCGAGGGCUGGAAGGACUCGGUCAGGAAGGAGCUCGCCGACCUGCGAAACCUCCGGGGCAACCACGAGAUGGCGUCGUCGGUCUACAAAGUAAUCAGGUCGACGGCAUCGGACCUCUACGAGGAGUACCUCGGUUCGAGGGGAGGGGGACGUUCGCACGUCGACGCUGGAGUCGCGCAGAUUUUACACUUCAAAAUCAGGAACCUGCAGGAAACUCCUAGCGAGCUUUGGUUCGACGAAGUCGAACGCGUCCUGCUUGACAGGAUGGAGAGGGAACUCCUGCCGGCGUUCAAACGGAGCAAGUCGUACGUCAAGCUGCUCCACGAGCUCGACUUGGUGCCGCAAGGUGACGAGGAGGGCGAAGGGGCGUUGUCGACUGAGCGCGCGCUCUUGUCGGUCGACUACGCGGCAACCAAGCCGAAACACACGAGGUCGUUCAGUGACGUAGUCGUGUUCGGGUCCGGUCGGGCUGAGGUGGGCGGAGACUCGCGCCAACCCGAAGACGAUGACGUCGCGGAUCGUUCAAAAAAUGGCGACUUUACGAUCACCGUCAGCAUUAUCGAAACAGGUAUCGUCUGCGAGAAGGGCAAGACAUUUGGCAUUUACGCGCUGAGAGUGGGCAGACAAUACGAAACGGGUUUCUUGGAGGAGUGGCACGUGUACAGACGAUACAGCGACUUUUACGACCUGCACGCGCGCGUGAAAGGCAAAUUUCCAGACCUUUCGAAGCUCGCGUUUCCCGGCAAAAAGACGUUCCACAACAUGGACCGGGCUGUGCUCGAGCGCAGGAUGAAAAUGCUCGACCACUACGUCAACGAGUUGACCGGCACUCGCACUCUCGAAACCCACGAAGGCCUGCGGAAUCUGCUGUCCUCGUUUUUGGAGCAGGGGGAGUACGACAGGGCGACCGGCGGUCCCAUGACGACCACGAUCAACACGCUGGUUAGUCCGCUGAGGUCGGGCAUGAAGUCGAUCAAACAAGUGCCGGAGCAGCUGAUCAGCACGAUGGACGAGAUGGUUGGGGGCCUGUCCAAGGUGUUUCACGGUAGGAACGCGAAGCAACACGAAGCGGGCAAAGUAGGCGAGUCGAUCGAAGAGACCGACGACAACGUGCCGCUGCGCAUAAUGCUGCUGCUGAUGGACGAGGUGUUCGACCUGAAGUCGCGAAACCAGUGGCUGCGCAGGCGCAUGGUCACGCUGCUCCGCCAAAUACUCAGGACCAUGUUCGGUGACAUCGUGAACCGUAGAAUACUAGACUACGUGUCGCACAUCACCAGCCCGAAGAACGUCGCCCAUUACCUCCACGUGUUCAAGCAGUCUUUCUGGCCGAACGGGGUGCGCAUCGAGCGCAAAACCGAACGGUCUUCAGGUACGAAGAACAGGACGAGGGUGGCAGCCAAAGCGGCCCUGCUCGCGUCGCUGUCCGACGAACUGAAGCACAUCAUCGGAUCUGAGACGAGUCGUCGCGGUCUGCUCACCGUUUUCGAGCUGUUUCAACGUCCAGUGCUCAACCGACGUCUCAUCUACGUCCUGGUCGAGGGCAUGGUGUGCACUUUGUUCCCCGAGAAAGACAUGGCGUCCCUGUUCCGGAAACUGCACUCGAGAUCGAAACGUAGCGCUGUGAACGUCGCCACGUGAACACUAUCCUUGGCCAAAGAUUUUCCUCUCGACUCGAGUUUUGUGAUACCUGCACUUACUCCGAUCUAUGCGCACUAGAUUAUUUAUUUAUUUCGAUAUAUUUUGCAAAUAAACGUAUUCUUUUA
Cylas formicarius (sweet potato weevil) is the source of this 3353-nucleotide messenger RNA. Its product is annotated as sorting nexin-13-like. Lineage: Eukaryota; Metazoa; Arthropoda; Insecta; Coleoptera; Brentidae. Bases 175 to 3228 code for a protein of 1017 amino acids. Gene Ontology annotation, cellular component: early endosome. The record is from RefSeq and is a predicted model, not a curated record. Gene Ontology annotation, molecular function: phosphatidylinositol binding. The transcript has 11 exons.